GUGACUUUGACAUACAGAAGACUAGCCAAAUUCUUCAGCUCUAAAAUUACUCGAUGCUCUUCCUCAUAGUUCAAUGUGCGCAAUAUAUUUUUUGACUAUCAAAGCCAAAUUUCUUUGCAACACUUUUGAAAUAGUAUGUCAAUGUAGUUUGUCUUCUGAAUCUGGUUGCUCUGGAGCGGCUGUUAUCAACAAUAUAAGCAACAAUGCCACUGCUGUUGUCGUCCUCCUUUCCGUCGCACACAAUGCGCCCAUGCACAGGCUUUCCCUCCGCCCUGCACUCACUGUCACUGGCGGAGAAUAUGCCUCAUCGCUCGACCCAGGCUCCUCGCUUCACUCGUCAAACGCUGCAUGAUUUUCCUCUGACUGUUCUGUGGGAGUGCGGGAUCGGGUGACCGUCAAGCAGAAAGAGCACCUGUUCCUACGGAUCAAGCGUGUUAUUGGAACACGACGUGGAGCUCGCUGGGUGACACUUAAUAAGGACGGCGUCGCGAGAGUAUCUUUUCCGCUGUUUUUUGCCAGUUCAGAGAUAAGAAUGACAUCCCAGAAGAAUAAAGACGGACUCGCCGAUAUCAAAGCAUUGGAGAAUAUUCUGGACACAUGCAAACUUGAUCUAACUGCUAUCGAUGAGGUCUGGCCGAACUUGUAUAUCGGGAACGUUGAAAUCGCUCAGAACAGAAAUGCUUUGAAGAAGAUGGGGUUCACUCACAUAUUGAAUGCUGCACAUUCGAAACAGGGCAGCAUAGGCGACCAGAGCUAUUAUGGCAAUGCAUUUGUUUAUUAUGGGAUCCCUGCAGAAGACUCUUCGAAGUUUGACCUCAGCGCGCACUUCCGACCUGCGACUGAUUUCAUUCACAAAGCCCUAAAAAAGAAAAAUGGAAAAGUGCUUGUGCAUUGCAUUAUGGGAGUGAGCCGUUCAUCGACCCUGGUUCUGGCUUACCUUAUGUUACAUCAUCAUCUCACUCUCCGUGGUGCAAUUCAGAAGGUCAUACAGAAAAGAGCUAUUUAUCCUAACAGGAACUUUCUGCUCCUCCUUCUUGAGCUGGACACCCAAUUACAGAGAAAACGAAUGCUAUGUCCAAUCCUCUGACAGUACAGCAUUGUUAUGAACACUCCAGUCUAAUGCUGUGGCAAAAGAGACUAACCACUGUUUACACUGUUUAUACAUAAAUAUUUCCCCAUGUCAAAGUAUAUAGGAUUAUUUAAAUGUAAAAACAUAUUUUAAAUGAAACUAUACAUGUUAUUUACAAGCAGGUUUAUCUUGCAGAAUACAGGCUGGAUAUUUCCCUACUUAUAGGGUCAUGAUUAGAUAUAUUAACAAUAUUAGAACUGACAGAAAGACUCCCUGUCAGAGAGCCCUAGAUCCCCUUUUACACUGAGUGCCAUCACAGCCUUAAAUCCACCAAGAAGAGCAACAGCCUUCCAAACUAGGAAACAGAUAAGAGUGCCACUAGGCAAGCUGCUGAGUCAGAGUCAAUCACCACAAAUGUAGCUCUCAAGUUUAACACCAGAUUGUGGAAAAAAUGUGCCUCCAGGCAAGGAGAUGUUUGAAGCAGACACAUUCUAUUCAAGCACAUGCAGGGGAGGGUUACAUGAAAAAUCCAUAGUGAUAAACAUGGGAUUAUAUAUAAAUGUAGGCUUUAAAUAAUUACCCUAUACAUUGUACAUUGUUGUAAGUAUUUGUUUUGGUCAUUUUUUCAGAUUAGACUAAUGCAUUUUGGAAGCUGAUAUAUGAAAUGUACAGUCUAAGAAUCAAAUAUAAGGAUCAGCUUUGAGUAAAUAAUUAUUGUUGUGUUUGACACUAUAAUAAUGUAUUUGACUUGAAACAUGAAUAGUCCAAUUAAUUACUUUCAUUUUUUUCGGGGAAAAUGUAAGAUUUUAAUGUUAAUGAUAUUUUAAAUGACAUUUUGUCUUGUUAUUAUAGGAUGUGUAGCUUUGGGAAACAAUGUAACCCUCUAAUUAAUAAGCUACAGUGGGCCAUGUUUUAAACAGGUACCACUCUUUGUUUGCCCCAGCCGCUCUCACUGUGCUGGGAACAUUACUGGACACAGCCCUAAAGAUAAAAUGUAAUCAGUCAUACAUGGAGUAAAAUUUCUACUACUUUACAAAUGCAACAAAAACACAGUCUGAAAAUAAAGCAUCAUUUGCCAAAUAAUCUUAUGAUGCUAUUUAUGUGCCUCUGUGGAAUAGUUAAUAUUAAACUACAGAGCUUUCUAUCUCCUAUUAUCCACAAGCUACAAUUCUUUGUGACAUAAUAGUAGUACAUUAAUAGUCAAUUAGAGUUUACUUCAAGGUGGAACUAACAAUGCAAUGUAGUUAACACAGACUGACUAAUCCAACCUGUUGUUGGAUUCAUGCUGUUUGUGGAAUUAUGCUUGCAAGAAAAAAAAUGGUUUCACACAGGGUAGAUAAUGAAAUUAGCUCUUCCUGUUGAAGACAGUGACUCCAGUUGGGCCUAUAUCACCAGGCCUACAGUAAUCCCCCAGAGAAAAUAUGUGUUCUAAUGGGGUUUUAUGAUCCGCUUCUCUGAGGAUUCUAAGCCACAGUCUGAUAACACACUAUGAAGCAUGAGCUAGAGUCUUGUGGCAGAAAUGAAUACUCAGUUAAGUGGUAUUUGCAUACAAAGCCAUGACUUAAACAUGAUAAGCAAAGAGCCAACCAGUGAUGCCAAGUCUUUUAUGUAAUUUGAUACCCAAUAAAGUAAAUAUUCAAAUGUG
Electrophorus electricus (electric eel) is the source of this 2714-nucleotide messenger RNA. RefSeq names its product dual specificity protein phosphatase family protein. The record is from RefSeq and is a predicted model, not a curated record. Gene Ontology annotation, molecular function: MAP kinase phosphatase activity; protein tyrosine/serine/threonine phosphatase activity. Gene Ontology annotation, biological process: negative regulation of MAPK cascade; protein dephosphorylation. Lineage: Eukaryota; Metazoa; Chordata; Actinopteri; Gymnotiformes; Gymnotidae. Gene Ontology annotation, cellular component: cytoplasm.